This is a messenger RNA of Chenopodium quinoa (quinoa), 3557 nucleotides long. RefSeq names its product CCAAT/enhancer-binding protein zeta-like. The transcript has 17 exons. Gene Ontology annotation, cellular component: nucleus. Bases 158 to 3331 code for a protein of 1057 amino acids. The record is from RefSeq and is a predicted model, not a curated record. Lineage: Eukaryota; Viridiplantae; Streptophyta; Magnoliopsida; Caryophyllales; Amaranthaceae.
AUUUCACCCGUUCUUCCUUCAAACCUCAAACUACUACAGCAAACGCUGCUCUCCUCACACUCACCCCAGGAAGUUGCUCAGCCGCGCACCGUACCCUCCGGCAUCCGUCAGUUCGUCCGACCGUCCAGUCAUCCACCUUUCAAAUUCUGGUGUGCUUAUGGGGAAUCCAAAGACCAAGAUGAACUCCCAAGGUAAACCAGAGGAUGUAGGAAGCAUCCAAUCAGAUGUUGCAUCAUUUGCGUCUUCUCUCGGUCUUGCAUCUUCUCUGCCCUCGUCUGGCUUCAAUGAUUCUGAUUUCAGACCCAAGAAAAAGAAACCCGAAGAACCAAAGAGUUCGUCUAAAACUAAAAGCCAUAUGUCCCAAAAGCCCCCAAACAAGAAUCCAAGUACACAAAAACCCCAAAAUCAAAAGCACCAAAACAAGAAUCUCAAUGCCCAAAAACCUAAAUUCAAUAAUGACCCGAAAAGUGGGAAAUUUAACAAGAAUGACAAUGUUUCCGCUGCUAACAAUAAUAUUAGUAAUAAUUAUCAGAAAUCUUUUGACAAGUUUAGGAAUCUCCCAAAACUUCUGUUGGUGAAAGCGAGUGCAUUGGAGACAUGGCAUGUAGACCAAGGGGAACUGGAGGAGAAGGUGAUGGCUGGUGCAGAGAAAAAGAGGGUGGAAAUGGGAAAUGCUGAGGAGUGGAAGAGUCUGGUGGCAAAUAAGAAGGAACUUGGAGAGAGGUUAUUGGCACAAUAUACUUUGGAUUAUGAGGCUUCUAGGGGUCAAAACGGGGAUAUAAAAAUGCUUAUUGCCACACAAAGGUCUGGAACUGCUACUGAUAAGGUUUCGGCUUAUUCAGUUUUAAUCGGUGAUAACCCAAUUGCCAAUAUGCGAGCACUUGAUGCACUUCUAGCAAUGGUGACAUCGAAAGUUGGGAAGCGUCAUGCACUUUCUGGCUUUGAAGCUCUUAAAGAGCUGUUUAUACAAAGUCUGUUGCCUGAUCGUAAGUUGAAGACCCUUAUACAGAGGCCCCUCAGCCAUAUUCCUGAAACAAAAGAUGGUUAUUCUCUUCUGCUGUUCUGGUAUUGGGAGGAAUGCUUGAAGUCAAGGUAUGAACGUUUUGUUGUUGCUCUUGAGGAGGCAUCAAAAGACAUGUUGCGUGUACUUAAAGACAAGGCAUUGAAGAUAAUGUAUGCCCUGUUGCGGAGUAAAUCAGAGCAAGAACGGAGGUUACUAACUGCUUUAGUCAAUAAACUAGGGGAUCCUGACAGCAAGGCUGCGUCAAAUGCUGAUUAUUACUUGACUAACCUCCUGUCUGAUCAUCCAAACAUGAAGGCUGUGGUGAUUGAUGAAGUGGACUCAUUUUUAUUCCGGCCACACUUGGGGUUGCGUACCAAGUAUCGUGCGGUUACUUUUCUGAGUAAAACCCGCCUAAGUCACAAGGGGGAUGGGCCUAAGGUAGCAAAACGUUUGGUAGAUGUGUACUUUGCACUAUUUAAGAUACUGAUCUCCGGGGCAGCAAAUGGUCAAAAGAAUGAUGAAAGUAAAGAGAAAAAAAAAUCAACUAAUGAGGACAAUGAUUCUCACGUGGAAUUGGAUUCACGGCUUUUAUCUGUUCUUUUGACAGGAGUAAAUAGGGCAUUUCCAUUUGUUUCUGGGGAUGAAGUAGAUGAAAUUGUUGAUGUCCAGACUCCAAUGCUUUUCCGUCUCGUUCAUUCAGAAAACUUUAAUGUCAGUAUCCAAGCAUUAAUGCUUCUGGAUAAACUUUCUUCCAAGAAUCAAGUUGUCAGUGAUCGUUUUUAUCGUGCUCUGUAUGCAAAAUUGUUACUUCCUGCUGCUCUUAAUACCUCCAAGGCAGAAAUGUUCAUAGGACUACUACUAAGAGCUAUGAAAAGCGAUGUAAAUUUAAAGCGUGUAGCUGCAUUUUCAAAGCGUCUAUUACAGGUUUCACUUCAACAGCCACCUCAGUAUGCUUGCGGGUGCCUGUUUCUUCUCUCAGAAGUCCUCAAAUCAAGGCCACCUCUCUGGAAUAUGGCAAUUCAAAACGAGGCAGUAGAUGAAGAUCUUGAACAUUUUGAAGAUGCUCCUGAUGAUACCGAAAAUAUACCUGGUACUGAAGCUAAUUUGCCAAGCAGUAAUGGUGGUGAUGAACAGGGAAAGUCUGCCGAAAAUGACAUUGAAAUGGACUCAGACAACGAUUCCUCUGAAGACGAGGAAGUUUCUUUAGCAUAUUCUUCCGAAGAUGUGUCAGAUGAAGAUUUACUCAUGAAAAAGAAUGUUGGUAGACCCCAGGAAUCUAGCUCUAGCAAGUUGUCUGAGAACAAUGGAAACCAGCUUGAGUCCUUGACCAAGCAAUUACUUCCUGGUGGAUACGAUCCUCGACGUCGAGAGCCCUCAUUUUGCAAUGCUGGCCAUACUAGCUGGUGGGAGCUGACUGUACUGUCUUCUCACACUCACCCAUCAGUUUCAACCAUGGCGAGGACUCUUCUAUCUGGAGCAACCAUCGUCUACAAUGGAAACCCAUUGAAUGAUCUUUCUUUGACUGCUUUUCUGGACAAGUUCAUGGAAAAGAAGCCUAAGCAAAGCACAUGGCAUGGUGGUUCUCAAAUUGAACCUGCUAAGAAGCUCGACAUGAACAAGCAUGUAAUUGGGCCUGAAAUCCUUGCAUUGGCUGAAGCUGAUGUACCCCCAGAGGACGUAGUAUUUCACAAGUUCUAUGCAAACAAGAUGACUGCUUCAACAAAACCGAAGAAGAAGAAGCAGAAGAAGGGGGCUGAAGAAGAGCAAGCAGCAGAUUUAUAUGGUGGUGACGAUAGUGACAAUGACGAGAUUGAUAACUUAUUGGAUUCCAAUGAUCCUCCCUUGGAAGAAGAUGGAGAUUAUGAUUAUGAUGAUUUAGACAGGAUUGCCGAUGAAGAAGAUGAUGAUUUACUUGGUGAUGUUAGUGAAAAUGAGAUGGACAUGGACGAUGGUGAAGCUGAUGCCCAUAGUUUUGACUCAGGUGAUAGUGAUGGUGUAAAUGAAAUAAGUGAUUUAGACGAUUUGAGUGAUGAUGAUAUCAAGAUUGGUGACAUGGACGAUGUUAGUGAUGAUGAAGUUGGUCACGAUGCACCCUUAUCGAAGAAGGGGAGGAAGAAGUCUUCAGCCUCUCCCUUUGCUAGCCUUGAAGAGUAUGAGCACAUGCUGGAUGAUGAUGAUGAUGGUUCAGGGGAGGAAAAAUCAGACGAGGAAGGUAAGGUCGAGAAGUCACCAAAGAAAAGAAAACACACUCGGAGUGACAAUAACAAGAAAGGUAGGAAAACAGAGAACAGGAAACACAAGAAAAAGAAGAGCAAAACCCAUAAUUAAGGUGCUAAUUUUGUUCUAUUUAAAGCAAUCUUGUAACUUCAUCUUAAAAAGUUUUAUAAAAUUUAGCAUAUUAGAUUUUUGAAUUAUUUCCCAUGAAUAUGAAAAAUGAAAUUUCAAUUGAAAACCAUCAUCUACCAGUAAAAUUUUGUAACUUAAAGAGGUGAAAUUACUGAAAAUUUUGUACUAUUAAAGCUCAUCAGUUGUUCAAGUAUUGUUGUUCAAUUAU